UUUUGAAUUGGGUAUGUGGGCUAAAGCGAAUGAUUUCACCAGUAAAACUUGAUUCAGAAUCAUAAAAUAUAGCAAUAAAUUAGGGCAAAUGAUGGUAAUCAAAUAAUGGUGUGGUUUCUUUGGGGAGUGGAGGUGGCUUCUUUACGCAAUCCAUCAUCAUAUUAUUCAUUCAUCUCUCUUUUCUUUUUGUUUUCUUCAAAUUAAUCUCUCAUAAAUUCUUCAUCAUCGAUGCCUUAUCUUCAUUGGAUCAUCAACUAUCCAACCAUUCAAUCAUAAGGUUUUUCUUGAUGAUUUCGAGAACAAAACUUGUGGGGUUUCGAUUUUAUCGUGAUUAGGAAUUUGGGGUUUUAUUGAUUUUCAUUUCACCAGUUGGGUUUUCAAUCUUGCUUCCUGUUUGAUCAUUUGGUUCUCAAUCUUGGUGUGAUUUGGAAAUUUGGGUUGGGGGUUUUUUUUGAUUUUAAUCGUUUUGAUCAUGGGUAAUGUUGGAAGUAACGGUUCCAACGGUCGGAGGAGGCACGGCGGUGGAAACAGUAGACGGAGAAACCAUCAUACCAACCCGCCACCGCCACCACCACCGGAACAACACCAGUCGGAGAUCAACAAUCGAUUUGUAUUCGCUGCAGCCACACCUUACCCUUCACAAUACCCUCACCCUCCACCACCGUAUUACCAAUACCCAGCUGGCGCAUACUACCCACCACCACCACUUCGUGCCGUACCCUUGCCACCACCACAUGAUCCCCACCACCACUAUCACCACCGUAUCCCCAUGGACCCAACCUGGGUAGGUGGUAGAUACCCUUGUGCACCUGUGAUGCACCCUCCUACACCUUAUGUUGAUCAUCAAAAAGCGGUAACCAUAAGGAAUGAUGUUAACCUCAAGAAAGAAACUCUCAAGAUUGAAGCCGAUGAACAAAACCCAGGAAAAUUUCUUGUUUCUUUCACUUUUGAUGCCACUGUUGCUUGCAGCAUCACCCUUUAUUUCUUUGCAAAAGAGGGGGAAGACUGUAAGCUGAGUGCAGAGUCGCAUGAGCCGAUUACGAUCAGCUUCAAACAAGGUUUGGGCCAGAAAUUUAGGCAAACGCCAGGAACUGGCGUAGAUCUGUCGACAUACGAGGAGGCAGAGUUAUCGAAAGGGGAUGAAAUGAAUGUAUACCCUUUGGCAGUGAAGGCAGAAGCGAUGCCAGAAGAUGGUGUGAAUAAUAGUAAUUCCCAGAUAACAGAUGCAGUUUUUGAGAAGGAAAAGGGGGAAUAUAAGGUCAGAGUAGUGAAACAAAUCUUGUGGGUGAAUGGGGUAAGAUACGAGUUGCAGGAGAUUUAUGGGAUUGGGAAUUCGAUUGAUGGUGGUGAUUUUGAUGGGAAUGAUCCUGGGAAAGAAUGUGUUAUCUGUUUAUCGGAACCGCGAGACACCACUGUUCUUCCUUGCCGUCACAUGUGUAUGUGCAGUGGGUGUGCUAAGGUUUUGAGGUUUCAAACGAACCGGUGCCCGAUAUGCAGGCAGUCAGUCGAGAGGCUUUUGGAAAUUAAGGUCAACAACGGAGCAGAAGAUUGAUUGAAGGUUUAAACCACACCAUAUUCCCUGGCUUCUGGUUCCUGAAAACAAAAGAAAGAGCAAGUUUUGGGCACCCACAGAAAUACAUAGUAAGUUUUAAAUAAAACCAAGUAUGGUGAUUGUCCAAAACCAAUGAUUUGGAAUCAAGAAAUCUUGCAACAAGUUUUUAUAUGAUUUGGUUUGGUGCUUAAUGGCACAAAUGGUUUUGCUUUAAGAGUGGCUUGGGCUUGGAAAGAUGUCUUAGUUUCAUGCCCGUGGCAGUAACUAUUUUGUUUCGUAUUCACAUGUGAAUGUAUAUAUAUAUAUUUACUUAAAUUUGUAGUUUGUUUGUAUUGAUAUGGGAAUUGGAAGCAGUUUGCAAUUGCAUAAA
This is a messenger RNA of Cynara cardunculus var. scolymus (artichoke), 1922 nucleotides long. RefSeq names its product probable E3 ubiquitin-protein ligase LOG2. The transcript is spliced from 3 exons. NCBI's taxonomy places the organism in Eukaryota, Viridiplantae, Streptophyta, Magnoliopsida, Asterales, Asteraceae. Gene Ontology annotation, biological process: protein ubiquitination. The record is from RefSeq and is a predicted model, not a curated record. Gene Ontology annotation, molecular function: ubiquitin protein ligase activity. The coding region runs from base 473 to 1552 and encodes 359 amino acids.